Molecule: messenger RNA, 1617 nt
Organism: Pyrus x bretschneideri (Chinese white pear)
Lineage: Eukaryota; Viridiplantae; Streptophyta; Magnoliopsida; Rosales; Rosaceae
Product: transcription factor bHLH10-like
Exons: 4
Coding region: 1-1467 (488 amino acids)
Biological process (GO): anther wall tapetum development; regulation of DNA-templated transcription
Molecular function (GO): protein dimerization activity
Source: RefSeq, a predicted model, not a curated record
AUGUAUCAAGACACACUAAGCUGCAAUUUUGACCCAAUCUCCAUCCCAGAAUCUGCAGCAGAGAGUAUACCCAACCACGACCCUCUCCCUCCUCUACCACCGCCGCCACAACCACCGCAAGUUCUGAUGGAUGAGCUAUCUUGUCAUCACCAUCACCAUAAUCAUCAUUCCUCCAUGGACAUCGAGCUCCAAAACGAACUUGGGUUCAAUGUGGAUAAUCCAAACAACACCACCACUGACCAUAACGACAAUAUCAACGAUUCCCAUUUGGUGUCCCUUGAGAACCCAACAAAUUUGGACGACAGUAUUCAUGGAGUCCAUGAUCAGAUACAGCAACAAUUCCCUGAUGGUACCACUUCUGCUACUUCUACGCCAUACCCACAACCACCUGACUUUCUCAACCUUUUCAGCUUACCCAGAUACUCCCCUUCCACUCUUCUCCAAAACUCAUCUACAACCUUCACAAACCCCGUCCCCAAAACCUCGAAUUUUCCGAGCACUUUGGGGUUCCUCGAAGACCUCCCCAGCGCGGUUGACACCCCACAAGGGAUGGCGUCUUCUCUUCUCUAUGACCCGCUUCUCCACUUGAACCUUCCUCCGCAGCAGCCAUUGUUCAGGGAGUCGCCUCAGUCUCUGCCACAUGGGUACACCUUGCCUGGCUCAGGAAACGGAUCAUUGUUCAGUAGCGGCGGCGAUGAGAAAGAGGGGAGUGGUGGGGGCAUUUACCCAGAUGAUGGCUCUAUGAACUCUAACAAUGGCACUAUUACUGAGUCUUUUUUUGAGGAUGGAGUUAUGGAGUUCUCCAGAGAAAUGGAUUCUAUUGGAAGAGGAAGAAAUCUCGAAGAGUCCAAAAACCUUGCCAUUAAUCGCGGUCGGAGACAGCAGUUGAAUGACAAGUUCUUCACCUUGAGGAAUUUGAUUCCCAACCCAACUAAGAAUGAUAAAGCAUCAAUCGUGGGAGAUGCAAUUGAUUACAUAAACGAGCUUCUGAGGACAGUGGAUGAGCUGAAAUUGCUGGUGGAGAAGAAAAGGUUUGGGAGAGAGAGGAUCAAGAGGCACAAAACUGAACAAGAUGGAGGUGCCCCCGGAGACGAUGAGAACUGCAACAUUAAGCCUCUUGGUGAGCGUCAUGACCACUCCUACAACAAUGGCUCUCUGAGGAGCUCAUGGCUUCAAAGGAAAUCCAAAUACACCGACGUCGAUAUCCGCAUUAUCGAAGAUGAAGUUACCAUCAAACUGGUGCAGAGGAAGAAGAUCAACCUGUUGCUGUUUGUGUCCAGGCUUCUUGACGAGCUGCAGCUUGAUCUUCAUCACGUUGCUGGUGGCCACAUUGGCAAUUCCUAUAGCUUCUUGUUCAAUACCAAGAUGUAUGAAGGGUCUUGCUUGUAUGCAAGUGCUAUUGCUGGCAAGUUCAUUGAGGUUCUGGGUGGACAAUAUUCAGCAGUUCCACCUACCGGCAGUUAUUAGGAAGGCAUUAGAUGGUCCCUGGAUUAUUGUUUUAAGUCUUUUAAAUAGUAUCUUUUACUGAAAUGUUGGAGAGUUGGAUUGAGUAGUUCACUUGAAUAUAUUAUUGUGGUGUUUUCUAAAUUUUCUAGAGUCAGAAUAAGAAUAGUGUUG